CUUGGGGGCGGUAGCACCUUGGCUUCAAGGUGGUUUUCCAGAAACACCGUUAACGUAACUGCAAGGGAAGAGGUAGGCCCUUUCAAGUCUCUCGUUCAAGUCGCGUAAACAAAGCUAGCUAGCUAACUUUUGACAGAAGGAGAAGAACCAAAAUAGAGCAAGGACUGACUUGCCUGGGCUUUCCUUGCACCAUGGCUCGACCACUGGGAGAAAGCCAUAAAAGGUUUCUGCAAACCAUGAUGGUCAAUGGGAUCAUUGAUGGUGCCAAGGCAAGGGCUCUCCACCGGCAUUGCUGUGAGACACACGGUGCACACUAUGCUCAUGAUAAACUUGAUGAAUUCAUUGAGGUUAUCAAUGCCCAGCUACAGCCCAUGUUCAUGCAGAUCAGAAAAGGGAUGUCUGAGGAGGAUGGUCUUCAGUACCAUGCUUUGGUGAACAUGGCUGAAACUGAUGUGACCAGGAUGUCAACUGAUUAUGCAGACAACGAGUUGGAAUUAUUCCGAAAAACAAUGGACCUGAUUGUGGACUCUGACAAUGGAACCGCCUCUUCCACAGACAUUCUUAACUGUGCCGACAGCCUCCAGACAAAGAAGCUAAAGAAAAGAGAAACGGAACAUGUACUGAACAGGCUUGUUCAGGAUAAGUGGCUGAAUGAGAAAAAUGGUGACUACUCUCUCUCCACUCGAUGUAUAAUGGAGAUGGAGCAAUAUAUUCGGAUGUUGUAUCAAGACCAGGUCAAGGUCUGCCACAUCUGUCACAAUGUGGCCUUGCAGUGCCAGAUGUGUGAAAAUCCUACAUGUGGCAUCAAAAUCCACACCCCUUGUGUCGCCAGAUACUUCAAAGGAAGGACUGAUCCACGAUGCCCUGCCUGUGAGGACUUCUGGCCACAUGAGAUCCCAGAUAUGUAUAGAUCUCCGUCCUCUCAGAGCGAGACUCAGUCAGCAGCCAAAGAGAAUACGGCCCCCACUCCUCGGUCUACAGCUCAGACCAGGAGGACCAGGAGGUCAUAACCUCACGGAUGCAUGUAUAGCUGUCAGAACUUUCAGUACAAUGUUUUGCCUUCAUUCAAAUGUACAAAUCAAUUUAGUUAAGUUUGAAAGUUGAAAACGUUUUUAUAAUUGUAUAUCAAAUGUUAUACUUUCAGGAGAACAUCUUUCAUUGAAUUGUCAAUGGUCUCCCGUGAGAUCCUCUUAACUUGAUUAUCUUAAUUUUAUUAAGUUACUUUCUAGGGGAGCAAUUCUGGGAAGUGUGGCAACUACAGUCAUUCUUUCAGGCAGUUUAAAUGGAAAGCUGUGUUUACAUAAUUUGUGCCUGUGGUUCAUUAGGUUGUUAAAUUAGAAUAGUACUGCCUUAUUUGAAUAAAUUAUGGAAAUGACCUAAUCUGA
This is a messenger RNA of Oncorhynchus tshawytscha (Chinook salmon), 1385 nucleotides long. RefSeq names its product non-structural maintenance of chromosomes element 1 homolog. Gene Ontology annotation, molecular function: ubiquitin-protein transferase activity. The transcript is spliced from 8 exons. Bases 192 to 1010 code for a protein of 272 amino acids. Gene Ontology annotation, cellular component: nucleus; Smc5-Smc6 complex. The record is from RefSeq and is a predicted model, not a curated record. Lineage: Eukaryota; Metazoa; Chordata; Actinopteri; Salmoniformes; Salmonidae. Gene Ontology annotation, biological process: double-strand break repair via homologous recombination; DNA damage tolerance.